AUGGAUAGCCCCUACGCCCAAGAACUCCAACUUGCCAGCCUAGCAGUGCAACGAGCGGCCCUCAUUACUAGGAAACUCCUGUCAGCAGUGGACAAAGGUGCCUUAGACAAGAGCGAUGCGUCCCCAGUAACCAUUGCCGACUUCGCCGCACAAGCCUCAAUCAUCGCAGCAAUUCACCACGUCUUCCCCAACGACGAGAUUGUCGGUGAAGAAGACGCCACAGCCCUCCGCGAAAACCCAGUCCUUCUCGAACGAACCUGGGAACUAGCAACAGAAACCCACCUCGACGACGAAGCCGGCGAGGCCCUCCUCCACACCCCGCGAACCCGCGAGGAACUCCUUGACCUAAUCGAUCUCGGCGCAAAGGGCAACUGCACCCCCACCAGCCGAACCUGGACCCUGGAUCCGGUGGAUGGCACAGCGACUUUCAUUCGCGGCGAGCAAUAUGCCGUCUGUCUUUCCCUAGUAGAGAACGGACAGCAAAAGAUUGGCGUGCUAGGCUGCCCGAACCUACGGGCAUCAGGACUCGUCGCAGAGACACUCGUCGACCGCGAUGGUCACGGACAACUCCUUGCUGCAGUAGCUGGCCACGGCGCAACUAUCCAGCCGAUGGGCCCAGGCGCCCUCCUCCCCUCCAGACCGCUCGAGCAGAUCCCGCAGAUCACAGAUACCUCCGCAGUGCACUUCAUCGAUACGAAGGCCGCCACAACGCAGAACCUGGAGGUCCACGGGCGCGUCGCAGCUGGACUGGGCGCUCCAUGGCCUAACCCAGUUGACCUGUGGUCGGCGCAGAUGCGUUAUGUCGCUAUUGCCGUGCAGGGUGGGUGUAAUGCCUUCAUCAAGGUGCCACUGAGUAAGGAGUAUCGGUCCAAGAUCUGGGAUCAUGCAGGUGGUAUGCUUAUUGUGCAGGAGUUGGGCUGUGUGGUCUCUGAUCUGGAAGGGCGGGCCGUGGAUUGUUCACAGGGUCGGACAUUGGCGGGGUGUUAUGGUAUGGUUGUUGCGCCUGCUUCGAUUCAUCAGCGUCUUCUGGAGGAAGUUAGAGUUGCGCGGGGUCUAUAG
Molecule: messenger RNA, 1059 nt
Organism: Penicillium antarcticum
Lineage: Eukaryota; Fungi; Ascomycota; Eurotiomycetes; Eurotiales; Aspergillaceae
Product: inositol monophosphatase family protein
Exons: 1
Coding region: 1-1059 (352 amino acids)
Biological process (GO): sulfate assimilation
Molecular function (GO): 3'(2'),5'-bisphosphate nucleotidase activity
Source: RefSeq, a predicted model, not a curated record